This is a messenger RNA of Menidia menidia (Atlantic silverside), 987 nucleotides long. Lineage: Eukaryota; Metazoa; Chordata; Actinopteri; Atheriniformes; Atherinopsidae. The record is from the annotation of a GenBank genome assembly.
AUGCUCUGCCUCCGGGACUCGGGCGACUGCUUACGGGAGCAGAUGCAGUACAUGAUGCGGUCGCUGCAGGAUCUGAAGCAGCUGCGCAGGGCCUGCCCGGCGGCCAGGCCGGCCCCGGGCCCCUUCGGCGCUCCGGCCCUGGCGCGCCACUCGGCGCUGGCCCGGGCGUGCCAGCAGCGGGCGCUGCAGCGCGCCCGGCUGCGGAUGUCCGACGCCAGCACGGCCAGCACCUACGACUCCGCCUGCUGCCUGGCCAGUCCGCUGGAGGAGGAGGAGGAGGACGAGGAGGAGGAGGAGGAAGAGGAGGACUCCGGCAGCCGGCUGGGCCUGCGGUCUCCCAGCAGUCACAAGAGUUUGGAGUUUGAUUCCGGCUACUCGGAGGCGUCCUGGCAGGAGGACGGGCUCGUUCUCAGGAGGACCAGGAACGUGCGGGUGUCGUCCGCCGCCUGCCUGCGCACAAACAGGGCGCCGAGCGGGCGCGUUCGACCCAAGUCCACGUCGGACGCAUGCCUGGAGAGGUGGACCUCGUUCGAGGUCAGCGAUCCAGAGGACUGGACCAACUCCCUGCUGACCAGAGGGCGCAACCGGCAGCCUCUGGUCCUGGGGGACAACAGUUUCGCGGACCUCAUACAGAACUGGAUGGACUUGCCAGACUGUCCCGAACCCUCAGAAGCGAAGCCUCAUUCAGGACGGAGGCUGGGAAGGGGCUUCUUUGUCAACAUGAGAAAAAAGCUGUUUGGCGUUCCUAAGAGCGUGGAAGAGCGAGUGAUGAUGAGACCCACAGACUCUGCCCAUCUCAACAGAGCUGCCAAUGCCCCAAAACGUCUGUCCUGUCCUGUUGUGGCAUCACAACCCAAAGUCCCCUUUUUCCACCAGUCCCACUCGGGAAUUAAUGAAUUAGACACUGACAUCUUCCACUUUGCAGCGCUCAUGAAGUCAGGCAGCCGGCAGCCAAUAAUUUGCAAAGAUAUUAUUGGCUACAUCUGA